This is a messenger RNA of Mugil cephalus (flathead mullet), 1128 nucleotides long. It is a transcript of the gene eef1akmt1, whose product is annotated as EEF1A lysine methyltransferase 1. Bases 81 to 737 code for a protein of 218 amino acids. NCBI's taxonomy places the organism in Eukaryota, Metazoa, Chordata, Actinopteri, Mugiliformes, Mugilidae. Gene Ontology annotation, molecular function: protein-lysine N-methyltransferase activity; nucleic acid binding. The record is from RefSeq and is a predicted model, not a curated record. Gene Ontology annotation, biological process: methylation. The transcript is spliced from 5 exons.
UCCUCAUUGCGUCAUCAUUCCGCGACUUGUCACAUGUCCAUAAACAGAGCCGCAGCCUGGGUCCAGGUUUCUGACCAGCCAUGAUCGACAGCGAUGACGAUGACGUUCCCGCCCUGUCGGCUCACACUCUGGCCGCCCUGCAGGAGUUUUACAACGAGACCAGAACCGGUCCAGAUCAGAGCGAGACCCCGUCAGACCAGUUCGCCGUGGGAGCCGUGGAGGAGGACUGGCGGAUGAGCCAGUUCUGGUACAGUGACGAGACGGCGACGCAGUUAGCGGAGGAGGCGGUGAGAGAAGCCGGAGACGGAGGCAGGAUAGCGUGUGUGAGCGCGCCCAGCGUGUACCAGAAGCUGAAGCAGGGCGUGGUGGACGGCUCCGACCGGGUGUCGGCCGUCGUGUUGGAGUACGACCGCCGCUUCGCCGCCUACGGAGACGACUUCGUCUUCUACGACUACGGGGAGCCGCUGUCGCUCCCCGCCAGCGUGGCUCCUCAGAGCUUCGACGUGGUGCUCGCCGACCCCCCUUACCUCUCUGAGGAGUGUCUGAGCAAAGUGGCCAAGACCAUCAAGUACCUGAGCAAAGGCAAAGUGCUGCUGUGCACAGGAGCCAUCAUGGAGAAUCUGGCCAAAGAGCUCCUGGAUCUAAAAAUGUGCAGCUUUUUGCCGAAACACAACAGGAACUUGUCCAACGAGUUCCGCUGUUUUGUCAACUACCCGUCGCGUCUUCUGUCCGGCUGAAGUGAGGACAAACGUCCGACUGUGGACGUCACACAGACUCUUACCUGUCGUCCAGGAGUGAAAGGACACGUUAGACUUUUUUCCGUUUUCACUGAGCUGAUGAAUCAGUUCACAGGAACUUCUCAUAAUUGAAUAAUUGUCUUUUCUUUGGGCAUAAAUGUCCAGUAAUGAUGGUUCCAGCUUCUCAGAUUUGUAGAUCGGAUCCUUUUCUUUGUCUCACGUGAAACUGAACGGCUCCAGUUUCUUGGACCUAAAUCCUAAAGAUGGUGGAGGUGGUUAGAUGUUUGCAUGAACCUGCGUUUCAGUAACAAGCAGCCGAUGGACGGUUACAGCUGAGCAAAGAAAUAAAACCAAACGGGACCUUUAAUGUGAACCGAUCCAUCAGAGAACA